Aphanomyces invadans is the source of this 1489-nucleotide messenger RNA. RefSeq lists its product as hypothetical. Gene Ontology annotation, biological process: protein polyubiquitination; positive regulation of proteasomal ubiquitin-dependent protein catabolic process; ubiquitin-dependent protein catabolic process. Gene Ontology annotation, cellular component: cytoplasm; ubiquitin ligase complex. Lineage: Eukaryota; Oomycota; Saprolegniomycetes; Saprolegniales; Verrucalvaceae. Gene Ontology annotation, molecular function: ubiquitin conjugating enzyme binding; ubiquitin protein ligase activity. Bases 85 to 1299 code for a protein of 404 amino acids. The transcript has a single exon. The record is from RefSeq and is a predicted model, not a curated record.
GCAAAACCAUGGAAGGGAGCGGAGCGGCCAUGGCGUGGCAUCGCGGUGGCGACCGCACUUUUUCAUCGCACCCCUCUCACCUCCAUGGACACGUCUGCGCGCGAGUGCGAUGUCUGUUUCGAACCUGUGCCGUUGUGGGACGACCACUUGGCCACGAUAUGCAACUUGUCGUGUCCGGCAGUUGUUUGCAUCGACUGCGCCCGCACGUACCUUCAGCACUUCGCGACAUCGUUCGUGCCAGGACUGGCCAUCAAGCCACGCUGUCCUGUGUGCCCCAACCACAUGCCGCUCUCGCGCCUCGGCCAUGUGGACACGGAACUGGCCGACUGGAUCACCAAGCUGACGUAUAAAGCAACUGAGCUGCGCUGUUCGUACUGCGACCAGUCGACACCUCUUCUUGGCCCAGACUACCCGACUCCACCGACACUUUUUCUCACUCCAUCCCUCAAGAUGAAGCUGCCAUGGCUGCGCCGUCUGGUCCGCAAGUUCGUGCGCUAUCGCAUUUCAGCGGCAGCGCUUCACGACUACAUCAUGUUGGCGUUUGGUCCGUCGCGCCCCGAGACAUCGUCGCUUCGACCCAAUUCCUUGGCACCCGUCGCCAAGAACAUUCUCGUCGUGGAGCACGUCUUGAAUCUUCUAGACGACCCCGAACGACGCACGACAUUUGGCCUUCUUCACUUCAGCCGCGUGCGCGCGGUAAAGUCGCCAUGCUGCAGCAUCCGGCUCUGCUUUGAGUGCAAGUCUGCCUUCCACCAUGGAAUGUGCAAGCCGCUAACAAAUCAUGCAUUCAACGAGGUCGUGACGUGCCCUGAAUGCUCGAUCUCGCUCGUUCGCGGCGACGGAUGCAACUCGAUGACGUGUGUCUGUUCGGCCGAGUUCUCUUGGUCCGACCGUGUCGAGGUCGCAGCGGUGCAGCACCGCGCUGCGAGCAUGGCGGCGCUCUUGCAACGUCCGCGUGGACGCGACAGCAUGCAACGCGUCGUGGAGUUCUGUCGGGUGCUGGUUUGGAAGCGCAGGUUCCAAACGAACGUGCUGCGCGACGUGCGGACAACGGUGCAUGCCACGGCGUGGCGCCGCGUCGUCCACUAUUGCAAGCGCUUGGUGUGGAAAACAAAGUUCUCUGCUGUGCUGAAUCGAAUGGUUCGCGCGUGUUUGCUGCGGGAAUUCAACCAAGAACGUCAGCGACGCAUGGCGGCAGCUUCCUCGCUGUCAAAAUCGACCAUCGUGCCGACAGCCAUGCCGAAGAAACUUCCCCAUGCCGUGGCAGGAACGUCAACGGUCUGUGCUGCUAUGGCGUAGCCGUCGCGGUCAGUGCCGCACAAACCUGAGCCGGGCCGCCCUACCGAUGCAAGUUGUGGCGACGGCAUUCCUUACAUCUGCUUGAUAACUCGAUGGACAUGUUGGAUGCAUAUGACUGUGCAUUGUGCAUCGAUUGUGUCGAGGCUCGUUCAUGUAGCUGCUGCUGGCCUUGGCCACCUUGAGCGCCGCU